This is a messenger RNA of Schistosoma turkestanicum, 637 nucleotides long. The record is from the annotation of a GenBank genome assembly. NCBI's taxonomy places the organism in Eukaryota, Metazoa, Platyhelminthes, Trematoda, Strigeidida, Schistosomatidae.
UUUUUCUUCUAUUCUAGAGGUAUAUCACUUAAAUUCAAUAAUUAUUGUGAAUUUCCACGUCAUUUGGAUAUGUUACCAUAUACUGUGCAAGGUUUAAAAGACACUAUGGAUUCAUCAUACGAUGGAGUCAAUGAUGAAGACGCCAACAACACUAAUCAUGCUGAUAAUGCUGAUCACUCUGUCACCACUACUGAUAAUAAUACCAAUGGACAGCUUAAACAAGUAAUCAGCAUUAUCAAUGAUGAAAAUCAACAUGAUCAUGGCAAGCAGAAUAAUGAUAAUAACACUGAUAUUAAUCCAUGUACAAAGUAUAAUUUACGCGGUGUUGUUGUACAUAGUGGUCAAGCAUCAUCUGGACAUUAUUAUUCAUUUAUUCGACAUUAUCAGCCGAAAACCAAAACAUACAAAUGGUAUAAAUAUGAUGAUCAUAAUGUCAUUCCGGUUCGAUUAGAUAAAGACGAAGAGGCUGCCGAUCAAUGGUUUGGUGGUGAAUGGAAAGCUCCUCCAUCACAUGAUAUACCAACAAAAUUUAGUCAUUUACGUUCUGGUAAACGUUGGUGGAGUGCAUAUUUAUUAUUUUAUGAACGUGAAGAUUUUCAUGAACAAAUUAAGAAAAAUUUAUCAAUACCUAAAUUAG